AUGCAGUGCCAUAGUCGUUCGCUUCUUCUGCUCUCACUCGUAUUCUGCGGGCUUGCAGCUGCACAAGGGGAGAUGUUCAUGCCGCAGUCAAGUUCGUCUGCUUCUGGGGGAUCAAGCAUUCAAGGGGCAUAUCUUCCUCUUCCUCGUGGAUGGGAAGUUGGGCCAGGAAGGCAUCUGUUCCAAUCAUCCAUGUGCAAGGACGAUUGGAGGCCCAAGGUGAAUCAGGCAGUCGAGAGCAGUCUGCAAAAUAUUGGGAAGACAAUGAAGAGCAUGGAAAGUUUCCUCUUCGGCGCAAUUGGAGGAGCAGCUGGGCUCGCUGCUUUGUACCCUGGGGAUGCGGUGAAGAUGAGGAUGCAGGCAGCAGGCAGGGCUGCGGGACGCGCUCAGUUUUUUCCCACCAUGCUCAAUGUCAUCAAGAACGAGGGAAUCCCUGGAUUGUAUAAGGGUCUUGGUGGUACAGUGUUGGUGGUUGCCCCUGAGAAGGCAACGAUGUUUGGCUGCAAUGCUGUGGUGAAGAAGACGUUCAGUGGGUAUGAAGACAGCAAGGGCAGGAUUCAGAUGCAGCUACUCAGCCAACAGAAAGCUGCCGUCAACAAUCCGAUGGCUGUCGUGAAGAAGCUCGGCGUUUCGGGCCUGUACAAGGGGGCGUCAGCUACCAUGUUGCGAGAAGUUCCUUUCGCUGCUCUAUACUUCACACUGUACAGCCGGAUAAAGGCCAGCAUGCUUGGCGAUCGUGAUACACUCGGUUUCUUGGAGACGCUUGGAGCGGCAACAGUCUCUGCCCUUCCUGUUUCCUUCAUUACCACGCCAGCAGACGUGAUCAAGACCAGGAUGCAGGCUGCUGCUGGCUCGGGGGCGCGAAUGUCGAUUGCAUCGACGUUCAGCAAGAUCGCAGCGGAGGAAGGCUUCAAGGGGUUCUUUGUAGGCGUCAAGCCGAGAGUCAUGCUGAAGGCUCCACAGCUGGGAGUAGCAUUGUUUGUUGUUGAGGUUUUGACAGGCCUUUCCAACGGGAAAUACCACCUCCCGACCCUGCACCCGCCGCAUGUCGCUGCCGAACCCUUGUGA
Messenger RNA from Guillardia theta CCMP2712, 1065 nucleotides. RefSeq lists its product as hypothetical. The transcript has 6 exons. The record is from RefSeq and is a predicted model, not a curated record. Bases 1 to 1065 code for a protein of 354 amino acids. Gene Ontology annotation, biological process: transport. NCBI's taxonomy places the organism in Eukaryota, Cryptophyceae, Pyrenomonadales, Geminigeraceae. Gene Ontology annotation, molecular function: transmembrane transporter activity.